AGGCCUGGCGUCUAACGGUCUGAGCCGCUUGUUCAGACGCUGACACAGACCGGCCUGAGAAGGGGAGGGGGGAGACUGUAGCUCCGCAGCUGCCGCGCCGUGGGAGGGAGACCCUGCUCUGAGGUCUUUGAGAAGAAAAUUUAAAAAGUAGCCAAAAAUGGGAAAAAACAUUAAAAAAUCACGAAUUGUUGCAGGUUCAGGAAAUUUUUGCAAGGGGCUGCAAAUUCAAGGUGGAAUCGAAUGCAGCCUCACUCCACUGCGCUCUUUCUAGUUCACUUCCCAGCCACCCAGCCCCAAACUUACUAGACUUUCCCGAAUUAAUUGCUGCCACCCGGGAGGGACCUGGGUAGGCCCUCCGGGUCUCAGAAACACGAACAGCAACAUUAUCUAGGAAUUGAGAGGCUCUCUGGGCUAUCCACAGCCAGCCGCUUCUCCGUUCGGGCCUCAAUUUCUCUCAUCUGUGAAAUGGAGUUUGAGAAGUGAGAAAGUGAAUAUGGGAAAAACUGAUUCCUGAGGUCUUUUCAUUAUAAGGCAAUGCCGACUUAGCUUCCUUGCCUCCUUCCAAAGGAGCCCAGUGCAGCCCUCGCCUCUACCCGCUGUCCUGCCCGGUGCCCUGCCACCGACCCACCCUUGCUGUUCCUGAAACUCGGGUCGUCUUUCUACACUGCGAGGGUGCACUAGACCAGCAGGAGGCGGGACCUAGGAGCGCGGGCCGCUCCCCCAUGCCACCCAUUGGCUGCUUUUGAACGUUCUGAGCCCGCCCCUCCGGGGGGCCGUGGCGUGUUUAUAAAAGACCAGCUGUGGUUCCCCACUCUCAUUCCACGUUCUUAACUGCUUCGUUUUCCGUGUCUGCUGUGGGUUCCCACCUCCUUCGUUUGCUUUGCCCAUUUUGUUUCAGCCAGUCGCCAAGAAUCAUGAAAGUCGCCAGUGGCAGCACCGCCGCCGCCGCCGCCGCGGGCCCCAGCUGCGCGCUGAAGGCCGGCAAGACAGCUGGCGGCGCGGGCGAGGUGGUGCGCUGCCUGUCUGAGCAGAGCGUGGCCAUCUCGCGCUGCGCCGGGGGCGCCGGGGCGCGCCUGCCUGCCCUGCUGGACGAGCAGCAGGUGAACGUGCUGCUCUACGACAUGAACGGCUGCUACUCACGCCUCAAGGAGCUGGUGCCCACCCUGCCCCAGAACCGCAAGGUGAGCAAGGUGGAGAUUCUCCAGCACGUCAUCGACUACAUCAGGGACCUGCAGUUGGAGCUGAACUCGGAAUCCGAAGUCGGGACCCCCGGGGGCCGAGGGCUGCCCGUCCGGGCUCCGCUCAGCACCCUCAACGGCGAGAUCAGCGCCCUGACGGCCGAGGCGGCAUGCGUUCCUGCGGACGAUCGCAUCUUGUGUCGCUGAAGCGCCUCCCCCAGGGACCGGCGGACCCCCAACCAUCCAGGGGGCAAGAGGAAUUAAGUGGUCUGUGGGUCUCCCUAACGCGCCUCGCCGGAUCUGGGUGCGAACAAGACAGAUCGGCGGCCACUGCGCCCUUACUGCAUCCAGCCUAGGGCUGAUGGACUGGCGAGGAGAGGGCGACCCUCUCUGCACACCUACUAGUCACCAGAGACUUUAGGGGGUGGGAUUCCACUCGUGUGUUUCUAUUUUUUGAAAAGCAGACAUUUUAAAAAAUGGUCACGUUUGGUGCUUCUCAGAUUUCUGAGGAAAUUGCUUUGUAUUGUAUAUUACAAUGAUCACCGACUGAGAAUAUUGUUUUACAAUAGUUCUGUGGGGCUGUUUUUUUGUUAUUAAACAAAUAAUUUAGAUGGUGGUAAA
Pongo pygmaeus (Bornean orangutan) is the source of this 1799-nucleotide messenger RNA. It is a transcript of the gene ID1, whose product is annotated as inhibitor of DNA binding 1. Gene Ontology annotation, biological process: cell differentiation; circadian regulation of gene expression; negative regulation of transcription by RNA polymerase II. Gene Ontology annotation, molecular function: transcription regulator activity; protein dimerization activity. Gene Ontology annotation, cellular component: cytoplasm; nucleus. The record is from RefSeq and is a predicted model, not a curated record. The coding region runs from base 915 to 1385 and encodes 156 amino acids. Lineage: Eukaryota; Metazoa; Chordata; Mammalia; Primates; Hominidae. The transcript has 2 exons.